AUGGUUGGAUCUGAGAUCUGGAUAUGCAGAUAUGACAUUCUCCCUGAGCCACAUAAUUCAUCUGUUUUGCAUUUGCUCUUUACCAUGGUGCAUUGGCACAGACUCACCAAACUCCAAAUGCAUUCUGAUUGGACACUAGAAAUCAUGGAUUGUGUCACUUUGGCAGUUGGCCAACAAUUCUGCGACUUCAAAGCAACAGUUUGCUUAGCUUACAAUUUACAAGAACUUCACCAGGAGGUUGAAGCUCAUGCCCAAUGCAAAGCAAAACAAGCAGCAAAACAGGUGGGAGGGAAGAAAGGUAAGCAUAGCUCUAGCAUGCUGGAACAAGGGGAGGUGGUGGAGUCACAGACAUCACCUGCUGUCAAGUGCAAAAAAGAAUUCAACUUCCAGACGUACAAGUUCCAUGCUUUGGGUGACUAUGUGUCUACAAUCUGUCAAUAUGGCAUGUCCAAUUCAUACAGCUCUGAACCUACGGAUUGCAAAUCAUUUGAGAAACAGCUGACCCAGAUCAAAUGCCGCCAGGCUCAUAUUUGUCGUAUCAGUGACAAGAUAGUUCAUUGCCCCCACAUCGAAAUUGCAGAAUUAGCCAGAAACCCACACAUCCACCACCAUAUUGGUGCGACAGAAAAAAGUCCUGUUCAUAUAGGAUUGUAUUUAAUCAGCCACAAGGGUGAUCCAGCAAUCAAGAAUUUCCUUGUAAAGCUCAAGGAUCAUCUGCUGGAACAAAUUGCUGUGCCAGGAGUGGGAGAAGAGAAUGACACUAAUAAGGUCAUUAUCAAGGACAAUAGGAUGUAUUGCCACAACAUUGCUAGGUUCAACUACACUAACUAUGAUGUUCGCAGAGCUCAAGAUGUCAUCAACCCUAGGACUUCCCACUGCAAUGUGAUGGUUCUCUGUGCUGCCAAUGAUGUAGGGCACCAAGGGCACAAAUUUGUCUAUGGUAACAUGCUGGGUGUGUAUCAUGUUAAUGUUAUCUAUAUUGGAAGUGGCAUGGUCAACUACACUCCACUACAAAUGGAGUUCUUAUGGGUUUGCUGGUAUGAGCCCAUGGCUCAGGUCUCUGCCUGGGAGACCUUGACCUUAAAUCAGGUUAGAUUUCUGCUCAUGGCAGACCAGUAUUUGUUCAACUUCCUUGAUCCAGCAAAUGUCCUAAGGGGCUGCCACAUAAUACCAUGUUUUGAGAAGGACAAGAGACAUCCAGAAGGAUCGGGUAUGUCAGCUUGUGCAGGGGACAAGGAUGAUUGGCACGCAUACUUCAUUAAUCAGUGGGUCAGGGGCAUAAUUUGUGUAUAG
Suillus subaureus is the source of this 1293-nucleotide messenger RNA. RefSeq lists its product as uncharacterized. The record is from RefSeq and is a predicted model, not a curated record. Lineage: Eukaryota; Fungi; Basidiomycota; Agaricomycetes; Boletales; Suillaceae. The transcript is spliced from 3 exons. Bases 1 to 1293 code for a protein of 430 amino acids.